Leptopilina boulardi is the source of this 2676-nucleotide messenger RNA. RefSeq names its product ankyrin-3-like. The coding region runs from base 335 to 2443 and encodes 702 amino acids. The transcript is spliced from 2 exons. Gene Ontology annotation, cellular component: nucleus; cytoplasm. Lineage: Eukaryota; Metazoa; Arthropoda; Insecta; Hymenoptera; Figitidae. Gene Ontology annotation, molecular function: protein binding. The record is from RefSeq and is a predicted model, not a curated record.
CGAAGUUCAGAAAGAUACUAAUAUCUGAUUUUCAUUUUAAUAAAAUUAAACGUGCGUGCAGUUUAUUUGAAAUUUUUUUAAAUAAUUCUAACCAUUAACGCGUUUAGUUUUUUUAUACAAAUAUAAAAUUUUUCCAGUGUUGCAAACUUUAUUGCUGAAUUAAUUUUCAUUUUAAUUUAAGUGAAUUUGCAAAUUUUUGCUAAAUUAAAUUUUUUGAUUUUGGAUUCAAAAGUGAAUUUGGUGAAGUGAAAUUGGCUAAGUUCACAGGAGUAGAAAAGUCAUCCACGAAACUUAUAAUAACAAUUAGACAAUUUCCUGAACAAUAUCUGAUAAAAUGGCAUUCGUAGUAAAAUCAUCAAGCACUAUCUCAAAUAAUGUCAUGAGGAGCUUCAAGCAAGCAGUGAAGCAAAAUAAUCUGCUUCGCAUCAAUGAGAUAGCAUCGAGUGGAACGGUUCAGCAAGCUGAUAAAUAUGGUGAUUCAUUCCUACAUAUAAUCGCUAAGGAGGGAUCACCUGAAGCUGCGCUCAUAUUGUGUCAGCUUAGAGCAGAUAUUUACCUUUGGAACAAGCAGAAGCAAUCUCCAUUAUUCUACGCUCUCCAAAAUUCUGUGGACAUGGUGAAGGUACUGUUAAAUCAUAGUAGAAUUAAUGAUUGGAAUUUACUUCGACAAGCAUUAAUAUUCGGUUCUGAGGAAGUUGUUCGUCUCAUCGUAAACAGACUUCCUUUAAAUUUUAACAAUCUUUUUUCGACGGCUGCGAUUUUAAAUAAUAAUUUUAAGUAUGGCGAAGUUUGUGAAUUUAAAAAUACCGAGGAAGUUGUAAAAGCUCUUUUACAACUUCAAAAAUAUUCUAAACCCGAAUUUCUUGAUUAUCCAUUAUUAAUUUUGUUUGCAGCUAAAAUUUUAAAUAAAAAUAUUUUACAAAUAAUUUUAGAGGAUUGUGAAAAAUAUUUAGAAGAAAAUUCUUGUUAUGUUAGACCGUUAUUUAAUAGGCAAGGAAGUAAUGAGACAAUAGAGAGAUUUUUUCCGAUUGAAAUUAGUUAUCGAGGACGAUAUAGUGAAACUGCAUUGCAUUAUGCAGUAUGUUUACAAUAUGAGGAAGCGGCUAAAUUCCUCUUAAAUGAAGGAGCCGAUCCAAAUUGUAAAACACGCGACGAAUUGACACCACUUCAUUAUGCCUCAUAUUUUGGAAAUGAGGAAAUAUGUAGACUUUUAUUAGCUUUUGGAGCGGAAAGCAAUCCAAAUUCCUGCUAUUCAAAUGAUCCAAUGCAUUUUCUUUGUAGCCAACGUUGUAUAUUAAACUUUGAAUCCCAUUUUAUUACAAAUUCUCAUCGUCCAAGCAAUCCCUUACACUUAGUGUGUGGGGACAGCGAUGCUAGGCAUGUUUUAAACUCGUCCCUUAAAUAUUUCAUCAGCGAGAUGCAUGAGUUGUGUUACGUACCGGAUACAAUUUUUCAUACAAACAUUUUGUCUUUAUUACUCGAGAAUGGUGCAAAUCCAUUUAUUCAAGGAAAAUUUAAUUAUAAUCCAUUUUUCAGCGUCUGUGAAAAUGGACGUUUGAGGGAGAUGGCAAUUUUCCUUGAAUAUUUACCGAUUUGCGAAAUUCCGGAAUAUAGGGGUAACACUGCUCUGCAUAUUGCGGUCAUGAACAAUGACCUUGAUAUGAUUGACUUACUAGUUAAAAAGGGGCAUAGCAUGGAAACAAAAAAUUCCUUGGGACACACUCCCUUAAUGUCUGCUGUGUGGAUGGAAAAACAGCCAUCCUUACAAACAAUCGAAAAAUUGGUCUACCAUGGAGCCGACCUCCAUGCUAUUAGUUUUGAAGGCUGGACGGUUUUGCAAAUGUCGGCCUGUUUUAAUAAACCGGAGGUAGUUCUAAAAUUAUUAGAAUUAGGUUCCGAUGAUUUGUGGAAACUGCCUAAAUCUUCGGAAUUACAGCGAGUGUCCAAUACUUGGUCGACAGUUGGUCGGGGAUUGCAAGUUCUUAUAGCGAUUAUUGCUCUUAAAUAUAAUGAGUUAGGUGACUAUGUUAAUAAUUAUAUAAAACCUAGUGACCAUGACAAAGCAUUAAAUUUUUUUGCUGAAUCGAAAUUAGAAGUUGUAACUCUGAAAAAAACGAUGAUUUUUAAAGAUAGGCAUUUUUCGUAUUACGAUUUCUUGACAGGGAAUUUUUCAACUGUUAUACGGAUUAUUAGAAAUGUGAAAUCAACAAAUGAGUUAAUUUCCAUUUCAAAUAUGAGUGCAAAGUUUCCCUGCUAUGCCUAUUUAAUUAGAAGACGAUUUUUACAAAUUGAAAAUUUGGGAGAUUCUGUCGAUCAUAUCACUGAUUUUUUGACAAAUUUAAGUGAAACAAAACCUUUACCUGUUCUUGUUGUUAAUGAAAUUUUUGGUUAUCUUUCUUAUAGUAAUAUUCAGGUUUUUGGAGAUGCUUUGUCUAAAAUAUGAUAAUGAAAUGGUGUCUUUUCAAUUUAACAUUUUAACAUAUGUCUUUCAUUGUAUAUAUUUUGUAUUGUACUUACUUUUAAUGGUAUGUUUUUUAUUGUAUAUUUAUAAAAAUAUGAAUAGUGUAUUUAUAGGUAUAAAUAUGAUAUGUAAUUAGUUUGUGUGUAUAUAAAAAUUUGAUAUGUAUAUCUGUUUGAAUUCAAAAAUUAUUGUAACAAGGAACAUUAAAAAUUGAA